AUGCCAGCGAGGUCAAUGCCGGUUCCUACGACGUUGCUGUUGCUCGAGCGUAUAGUGGCACUUGAAGACAGGCUCGACUCAGAAUCGAGCCAACUAUGUACCUCAAAUUCUCCGCACGAAAGGUUCAACAAAUACCGGUCAAGCAGUCGCCAUGCCAGAAGUCCCGAGGCAGGCCUUGGAAACUAUCCCGCGACAACAGCAACAACAGCGACUUCCUCAACCUCGACAGGUCUAUCACCUGAAGAUGCUGGCUCUGCACCUCCCGAUCUCCUUGCGAUCAGUGCCGAAGUACAUCCCAUUGUAUCUUCAAACGCAUUCGAGCUUGUCAAAGCUUCUGCAUAUCGUCUAGAUAUGACAGGGUCUGCUCUGAACGUGGAUUGUCGGAUGAUGGAAUCACCCGCGGUUAACGGUCAAGCCUACUUCGAUGCUGAGUUGGACCAGACAUCUGCGAUACUUCCAUUAGUUACGAUCUUCUUGAACGUCGUCUGUCCGCUUUUCCCGAUCAUUUGUGACCAAAAGCUGCACGAGACCACAGCCGCAGUACUCGCGCAAGGGCUGAGAAAUGAUCUUCCAUCCUGUAUGAUCAUCCUGGUCGUGUCGCUUGCAAAGUUGUACUCGCAGACAAACAUGCAAGUCCCCGACCUUCUGGCAGACUUUGAGACCGCCGCAAAGCUUCUCAGCGCGUUGCCAAUGCACCUGACCCUUGAGUAUGCACAGAGUCAGGUUCUCUGUGCGCUUUUCCUGCUCAAGAGGCAUCAGGUGUUGGAUGCAUGGAAAUGGCUUCACGCCGGAUGCAGUACGCUGUACAGCCUGAUAAAAAGGCAAGAAAAGAUGUCCCGGCCUCAAGACGAAAGAAACACAAUCCGUCGAAUGUUCUGGGUCAUCUUCAAUUUGGAACGUGACAUUACCUGUGAAAUCGACACGUUGCCUCCAAGUCGUCUCGCCGAACUUGAGAGUUACAUGCCUCUGCCUCUGGGGUGUGAUGAGAGCUCGUUGAGCCAUCUGAAAGCACAUACACGUCUUAUUUAUAUGUUUUUCCUGGCAGAGACGUCUCUGAAAUUGAUCCUGUUUCGAACAAAGUCGCUGUGGACUCAUACCAGUCGUGGUCGUGAAGCAGAACCUGCCAUACUUGCGAACUCGCCGGUCGUCUUGGAGCUCAAGAAGCAAUUGGACGUUUGGGAGGACAAUUUACCAGUAUCUCUCGACUGGAAACGGGAGGCUACCAAAGGUGGAGAGCCCCAGCUGGCCAUUCGGCUGAGACUGACUUUUUGGCUGGCGCGGUUCUACUUGUUCGAGCCCGUUAUUCUCCACGUGCUGGACAAUGUUGGAUCACAGUUCAGUCUCGAUGUUUGGACGUCCUUUACGCACGGCUUGUCGGCUGGUACUACCUUGGUGAGAGAGCUCCUGAAGGAAAGACUGGGUAUUGAUUGUAUAACGGGGAAAAGGCAAGUCCAAGCAAGUCACCUUUAG
This is a messenger RNA of Exophiala spinifera, 1470 nucleotides long. RefSeq lists its product as uncharacterized. The transcript has 4 exons. The record is from RefSeq and is a predicted model, not a curated record. Lineage: Eukaryota; Fungi; Ascomycota; Eurotiomycetes; Chaetothyriales; Herpotrichiellaceae. The coding region runs from base 1 to 1470 and encodes 489 amino acids.